CACGCAAGUCGCAUCAACCUAUCGGGAUCGGGAUCCAAUAUCAAAUAUGGCGACCUGUAACAAGGCAGCCACAAGAAUCCCACAACAUCUCAGAUAUACCUAUCUGUCGCAUGGACAAAGGGUAUUAAGAUACUACAAAAGGGCAUGUCGAAACUUUGAAGCAAAUGCAGGUCAUCCUCUUGAUGCAAGGAUGUCCAAAGUUGAAUUAAGAGCGAAGAUCGAUGCAAAUAAAUAUGAGGCUGAUUAUGUUAAAGCUGCCAAAAUGUUAGAGGAAGCAGAAGCGGAUAUACUCACAAAAUGGGUAUUCCCUGCCAAAAAUUGGUCUCCUGGUGGAACAUGUUAUGGAAGAUACAUUUAUUUCCCAGACUAUUUUGUUGACUACUGGCAUCCUCUGGAAAAGGCCCAGUACCCAAAAUACUUUGCUACUCGGGAAAUCCGGAAAAUGGAGUAUAUCAUGUGGUGGCAAAAGAAAUACGGAACGGGGGCAGGGGAGGAGACUGAAAAAAGAGAACCAGCACAUUAGUGGCUGGAAUCUGUAGACAACAAUUACUCUUAAUAUUUCAGAUUUUCAUGGACACUCUUGUUUGUACAUAGUUUUUCAAAGCAGACUCCCAGCAUGCAUUCUGAAGAGAGAACUGACAUUAAACCGUGAAUUUAUAGAUUGUUAUUUUGCAAUACUUUUUGCAAAAGUAAAUUGGUCCAGACAUGA
Molecule: messenger RNA, 709 nt
Organism: Ostrea edulis (European flat oyster)
Lineage: Eukaryota; Metazoa; Mollusca; Bivalvia; Ostreida; Ostreidae
Product: NADH dehydrogenase [ubiquinone] 1 beta subcomplex subunit 9-like
Exons: 4
Coding region: 47-523 (158 amino acids)
Biological process (GO): mitochondrial electron transport, NADH to ubiquinone
Source: RefSeq, a predicted model, not a curated record